AUGAUUCCCACCAGGAUCUCCCGGCACAGCGGCCCCCUCUACAAUACAGUGCGAAGAGCGUCGAGUUUCCCCGCCAGCAUCAAGCCCUCCAAGUCAGAGGUACAGCAAGGUUGCCUGAAGCCCCAGAACCUAGAGAUGGCCAUUCGUAAUCUUCAUCAUGACGGAAUCGUCGUGGUCGAGGAUGCGAUUCCCCACGACAGCCUAGAUCGAUUGAAUGACAAAAUGGUCCGGGAUGCGAUCACCCUACAGAACAAAAAGCAGGACAGUCCGUACAACUACAAUCCGGGGAACAUUCAACAAGAUCCGCCUCCGAUCCGCGAAUAUUUCGAGAAAAGUAUCUUCCUAAACCCGCUCGCCCUCCAGGUCACAUCCACUGCCUUGGGUCCCCGUCCCAAAUGGACCUUUUGCUCGGGCAACUCCGCCAUGCCACCGACGGCUAAACACCCCCCGAUGUCCCAGCCCGUACACUCCGACGCCGACUUCGAUCACCCAAAACAUCCCUUCGCGUACGUCGUCAACGUUCCGCUGAUUACAAUGACACCUGAGAACGGAUCCACGGAGGUUUGGGCGGGCACACAUACGGAUUCGGGCCUGCAUGUCCAGGAAGGUAUGCAUGGCGAACGUGCGAGCGGGCGAAUCAAGCUCGAGGAGUUGGAGAAGCGACGCGCCGUUCGGCCGCCGAGUCAGCCAGUCGUGCCUAAGGGGUCGUUUGUUCUGCGUGAUCUUAGACUGUGGCAUGCGGGUGUGGGGAACCAGACUGAUGUGGUUCGGGUUAUGCUGGCUAUGAUCCAUUUCGCGCCGUGGUAUAGGAAUCCUAUGAAGCUGGAGCUGUCGGAUGACUUGAAACCGAUGAUCGAAAGUGAGAAGGGAUUAAAAGUACCCGUUGAUUGGGUGAGCAAAGAGAAGGCACUGUCGCGAUCGGGGACCGUGCAAAGUAUGGCCCAAUCACGAGAGCAAGACCCAUCAAAUGGUGCGGCAGGGAUCAUCUAUCGACCCCGUCGCAACGGCUUUUAUACCGAAAAGAGGAUCAUCAAAAAGUACGAACUUCUACAACAGCGGGUCAUUAGAGUUGUUCAUUGGUCCCAAUUAGAGUAUUCUGAUUCUCGCUUCAGCCGUGACCUCUCAGCUCGCAAGGUCCGGUCUUAUUUCCAAGGCAUAAAAAGGGUCUUGAUGCCCGCUUUGAAUGUAUUAUCAUCUGCAACUCAAAGUCUCAUUUCUAUCUAUCAUUGGAAACCUACACAAACACUCUCUGAGGCUGAGCUUAGCAACAAGAUGGUUGAGCCUUUUUCUGCUUCCUUUGCCAUCGCUGGCCUUCCGGGCAUGUUCAACGCCUGCGUCGAAUCAUUCGACUACAUCCAGCUCGGCAACCACUUCGGCACCCAUUAUGAGAAUAGCUUGAUGAAGCUGAACUUGGCCCGUCUGCGCCUUUCGCGCUGGGGCGAGAGCGUCCAAAUCAACCUCGAAGAUCCAAGCAAAGCACAAAUGCGUCUCGUAGAGCAAUUCUCUGAGGACGCCCAAAAGCAGGUCGGAGAUAUUCUGGGCAACAUCUUAGCCCUCUUUGCCGACGCCGAGCGCGUGACCGGCAAGUACAGGGACAAAGCAAUCAAGGGUGCGGAGAACAGUUCGCUCCAAGAAGGAUCAGAUGAACUGCUACAGAAAAUGAAGGAGCUCGUCAUUCGGCGGAGACAGAAGAACACAAACAUUCUCCGGAAGACGGGCUGGGUCCUGUACGACCAGAAGCAGUUCAACCGGCUGCUUGAAGACAUUACGGAGUUUGUCGACGCGCUCGAGGAGCUGUUUCCGGCCGUGGAGACCCAGCAAAAGCUGGCUGCCAAGGAGGUCAAAGAGCUUCACAAGAGCCCGCAGUUCGGCACUCUGAAGGAAGCGUCGGAGGGUGUGGAUGAAAUCUUUCGCCAGACUUCGCUUCGGACGGGAUUGACCGGAAAUGAUCAUCAUUUUGAAAAGUUGACCGUGGCUGGCACCGGACGUAUUGUGUUUGGAGACGUGGCCAUUCCUGGUGAUGAAUCGAAAGGCCCUAAGAACAAUUAUCUGAAAAUCAGCAUUACAGAUCAUCCGACAGUUGUGUUUGGCAACAUGCGCACGGGAAAGUCUCCUUUUGAUCCAUGA
Molecule: messenger RNA, 2127 nt
Organism: Aspergillus affinis
Lineage: Eukaryota; Fungi; Ascomycota; Eurotiomycetes; Eurotiales; Aspergillaceae
Exons: 5
Coding region: 1-2127 (708 amino acids)
Source: RefSeq, a predicted model, not a curated record